Messenger RNA from Amoebophrya sp. A25, 558 nucleotides. The record is from the annotation of a GenBank genome assembly. Lineage: Eukaryota; Dinophyceae; Syndiniales; Amoebophryaceae.
GAGGACAACAGCUGGUGAUUGAUUUGCUGAACCAUGCAAAGAUUGACGCGGUUUUGGUGCAUCCAGAGACCGAUCUGCAUGCUCCACGACAACGUUAUAACUACAUUUACGGCACCAGCACUUCUCUCGAACUCGAUCUUGUUGUACCCCUGAGUAGUAGAUAUGUAUGAUCUCCCAUAAUGUAAUUAAGUUUUGCAUUCGUAGUUGUAUCAUCGGUGAAGUAAGGCUGCUAGAUGACUAGUACACCAAUUAAACUCACGAGGACCAUAAGCAUAAUUGUAGUAGCCCACCUACAAAGCUACAAGUACUACAACAUCAUGAUCAUGCAGGACGAGAAUUCAGCGCCAGCUGCACUUAUGAUCCUCUUCUAAGUCCCGGCACCCAAAAGUACAGCUAAUGGUAACGCAGAGAGUAUGAGUAUCUCGCGAAUUUCAGCGUCAACGCACUGCGACAACGAUAUGGACUGCGAUGCAUCUCUGAAUAACCUCAGGGAGAGCAACUUCGUUUGGAUGCACCGACUACUCGACUCGCGCUCUACCACUCCCUGGGCUAGAGACU